AUGGCGGUGGUAAUAACUUCGGAAGAGAGUAGCUACUUCGCACCCUCUGCGCUGCGUCGAUCUCAUUCCCAGUCGAGAUUCGGGCCCAGGCAAAAUGGCGUUCUCCACGGUUCAUCUUCUGCCUCGAGGAUACAUGAUCUCUACCCGCAUCCCGUCAAAAUCUUCGGCGACUCGCAGCUCUCCACUGCGCCGUCCUCGCCACAAACAAUACAUGCGUCGACAGCCGACCAUUCCUGUUCCUCCACCCCUGCGAGCAACCUGUCGCUCUCGACGGACAGCGAGGGCUGCGAUAACGGCCUGUUGCACGACUUGGGCGACGAGAGCGACAUUGUCUUCCCCGCGUACAAUGCAUAUCUAGGCCCGCCAACACCAGAAGAAUUGGAACCUCCACCCAGCCCUCGCACAGCGAACUCCCCUGGUUACGAACCAUCGACCACAAACUCGAAUCCUGAGACCCCUGAGUCUUACUGUGAUCCCACCGGUGGUGCUGUAGACGACACUGCAGUUGGGGCACAACCCACUCGUCAUGUCGACUACCUGUCCCAUGACUGGAAGGAGGAGGACAUCUGGUCGUCCUGGAAGCACAUCAUUUCCAACAGGGAUGGCUUUGGCGGCAAUUCUGCACGGCUAGAGAAUGCGUCUUGGAGGACAUGGAUCAAAGCAAAGAACAACCUCAAGACCGUCUCCCCCGAGACGCUCAACUGGCUCAAGGACUGUGAUGUUACCUGGCUGUACGGGCCCCUACUGACCGGCAAGACGAGUGAUCUCUCACGUCCUAAACAUGACGAAACAUCCACUGGCUUGUCCAAAUCCAACUCUUUCAUACAGUCACAGUCCAAAAAGAAACCGAUCCUGAAGAAACGGAGCAUGUCGGAGAUCAUGCUGCAAAAGUCCUUGUCAUCCUCGUCCCUGAUCAAGCAGGCUGCAGCGGCUGUUCAAGCUCAACAAAAGGAAAUGCCUCGCGGUAUCAGAGUCUCACCAAGGCCCAGAUUCGAGCGGGCUGCCACUGACUAUCGCAAGCACAUUCACUUCAAUGAGAAGGUCGAGCAGUGCAUCGCUGUUGACAUCAAGGGUGACGACGAUGACGAUGAUGUUGACACAGACCGAUAUAACUAUGGUAGCGACUCGGACGAUGGUAUCAUGAUGAAGAAAGCGACCACCAAAAAACGGAGGCCGAUUCUGAGGAGGAAAACGAGCAGUCACGGCAAAGCUGAGAAGAAGAGCAUUAACAUGCUACCCCCGACAACACUCAAAUACCGAGAGGAUACACCCGAACCACCUGAAACGGCCAUGAAGCACUCGUACAGGAGCCCCGUCAUGUCACCAUCGUCGUCGCAGGAGACCCUACGGCCGUCGAAGCCAUCGUCCAAGAUGUUUUUCAUUGAUGAUGAGGACGAGGAGGAGGAGGAGGAGGAGGAGGAUGACUGCGCAGAAUUCAGCGAUGGCUUGAGAUCGCCGCCUCCGGGCGGACUUUCUGCCUCUGGAUUCCGCCGCACCACUUCAUCGAGCAGCUUGAAUGCGGCACCCUCCGUGUUGUCUGGAAUGUAG
Molecule: messenger RNA, 1548 nt
Organism: Diaporthe citri
Lineage: Eukaryota; Fungi; Ascomycota; Sordariomycetes; Diaporthales; Diaporthaceae
Exons: 4
Coding region: 1-1548 (515 amino acids)
Biological process (GO): cellular response to glucose starvation; protein catabolic process in the vacuole
Source: RefSeq, a predicted model, not a curated record